Molecule: messenger RNA, 930 nt
Organism: Cutaneotrichosporon oleaginosum
Lineage: Eukaryota; Fungi; Basidiomycota; Tremellomycetes; Trichosporonales; Trichosporonaceae
Source: RefSeq, a predicted model, not a curated record
CACCUCCACAUCCCUCCACUUCGUCAUCAUUCCAACUCUCCACAUCCCUCACACCACCCAACCUUCCCCUCAUGCCCGCCCCCGUCCUCAUCGUUACAGGCGCCAGCCGCGGCCUCGGCCUCGCUAUUGCCCGCACACUGCUCGCGACGCACGGCGCCAAUGUCGCUACACUUCAGCGCACCCUCACGCCGGAGCUGAAGGCUCUCGCGGCUGAAUACCCGGACCGGCUACUGACGAUCUCCGGGGAUGUCAGCAAGCCGGAGGACAACGCGCGCGCCGUCGACCAGACUGUGGCCAAGUGGGGACGUUUGACUGGCUUGGUGCUCAACGCCGGCACGCUCGACCCGAUGGGCAAGCUCACCGAGGUGCCGCUCGAUGCGCUCGUGCCGAGCGUCCAGACGAACGUGCUGUCCGCGCUGUACAUCGUGCAGCCGGCAAUCAAGCAUCUCCGCGCCGCGGCCUCUGCAGAGGACCCAGCGCGCGUCGUCCUCGUGUCCUCCGGCGCAAGUGUGGGCGCGUACCAGGCCUGGGGGAUGUACUCGAUGUCCAAGGCCGCGAUGAACAGCCUCGCGCGCACAUUCGCAGCCGAAGAGAAGGACGGGAACGUGCUCUUCCUCUCGGUCCGGCCGGGCGUGGUGGAUACCGACAUGCAGAAGCACAUCCGCAGCGUCGGGCCGGGGGUCAUGGCCCCGAACGAGAUGGCCAAGUUCACGCAGCUGCACGAGGGCGGGCACCUCCUGCCGCCUGAACAGCCGGGGAGCGUCAUUGCGGGUUGUGCCAUCGGUAUGCCGGCGUCGGUGUCGGGCGAGUAUGUCGACUGGGCGGACGAGCGGUUCGCGCAGUGGCGCCAUGUGUAGGAGAGUGGCGGAGAUGGGGAAGAUUAGAGAUAGAGAAGAAGUAGAUGGAAGAUGUAGACAUGAGAAAGACGGA